Messenger RNA from Populus trichocarpa (black cottonwood), 4231 nucleotides. Its product is annotated as COP1-interacting protein 7. The transcript has 9 exons. NCBI's taxonomy places the organism in Eukaryota, Viridiplantae, Streptophyta, Magnoliopsida, Malpighiales, Salicaceae. Bases 336 to 3842 code for a protein of 1168 amino acids. The record is from RefSeq and is a predicted model, not a curated record. Gene Ontology annotation, biological process: positive regulation of DNA-templated transcription; response to light stimulus.
GAGAAGAGAGUGUCUGUCGGUAUUUCACGAGGGACCCGAGUUCACAUGGGACCCACAUUCUUGAAACCGGUAAAAAAAACUCCCUCUCACAGUCUCACACCACCAGCCAAGCAUCUGUCUGUCCCUCCCUCAAAAAUCUUGCCAUGUGAUUUUAGCUCCCAUCCAAGUCUUGCUUGUAUUCUAGUAGUGUUUUAUAUGCAAGAAUCCAAACAUGAAGCUAUGUAACGACAAGUCCAACUGUAAAAUCAGCCACCCUUAGUUUUAACACCCUUUUUUGACACAUUCCUCCCUCGCUCUCCCUCUAUCUCUCUCUCUCGAUAAGAUUGUUUCUAAUAAUGGAUUCAAGAACUUUUCUUGAUCAUGCUCUCUUUCAACUCACACCCACUAGAACCAGGUGUGAUCUGGUGAUUUAUGCUGGUGGUGUGAAUGAGAGAUUGGCAUCUGGGCUUUUAGAACCUUUCCUUCAACACUUAAAAACUGCUAAAGAUCAGAUAUCAAAAGGAGGGUAUUCCAUUUCUCUUCGUCCUCUGUCUCCUAAUGCCUUCUGGUUCACUAAAGCCACUCUCCAAAGAUUUGUGAGGUUUGUCAGCUCACCAGAAGUUCUUGAGAGAUUUGUGACAAUAGAGACAGAAAUAGAGCAGAUUGAGAGUUCAGUUCAAUCAAAUGAGCUAUUAAAUGGAGAUGCAGAAGGUGCUGCUGGGAAUUACCAAAAGUCAACUGUCUCAUCUAAGUCCAAAGGAAAUCAAAAUGGAAGCAGUGAUGGUGUACAAGAAGAAAAUUCCAAGGUUCGUCUUCAACGUGCUUUGGAAACUAGGAAAGCUGUUCUUCACAAAGAGCAAGCAAUGGCAUAUGCCCGUGCCUUGGUCACUGGAUUUGAACCAGACUUUAUAAAUGAUCUUAUCUGCUUUGCUGAUGCUUUUGGAGCUUCACGUUUAAGGGAAGCAUGCAUAAAUUUCAUGGAACUAUGCAAGAAGAAGAAUCAAGAUCGGCUUUGGAUGGAUGAAAUAGCAGCAAUGCAGGCAUCGCAGCUGGAAUUGCCUUAUCUGGGAACUUCUGGUAUUGUACUUUCCGUUGAGGAAAAUUACCCUGGUCAAAUUGGUGGUCUCUCUGGUGGGAAGCAGAAUAGUUCAAUGGAUGCAUCAGACUCGGCUACAAGUCCUGGAAGUUUAGAACAAAACCCAGAUAGUGGUUUUCCACCAUCAGCUCAGAUGCAAUCAACUGAUGGGAAAGCUCAUAUGCCAAUGCCAUGGCCAAACCAUCAUCCUCAGUUCAUGCACAAUUUUCAAGGUCCUGGAUUUCAACAAAUGCCCCCGUAUCAAGGCUACCUUUUUCCUGGUAUGCGGGUUGGGUCUCCAUAUUUUCCAGGGAACAUGCAAUGGCCUCCAAAUGUUGAUGAUUCUAGCCUUGGUCGAGAUUGGGAAACUGAUGAUCGUGAAAAUCGUAAAUCAUCCUCCAGGAGCAAGAAGAAGUCUUCUCAUCGAAAAGAACGGCAAGCUUCUAGUCAAGAUCAAUCCACUGAGCCCAGUGAUUCCAGCUCAGAGACUGAAUCAGAUGAACAUCUGCAAAGUGACAAAAAGAGGUCUUUGGUGGAUAAGAUGCACAGGAAAAGGCAUGGGAAGAAGUCCUCAAGAAAGGUUGUCAUUCGCAACAUCAAUUACAUUACUUCAAUGAAGGAUGGAGAAAAGGGCAGCAUAUCUGACUGCACAUCUGAUGAGGAUGAAUUUAUUGAUGGAGAAUCUCUCAAGCAGCAAGUACAGGAAGCUGUUGGUUCGUUGGAGAGACGGCAUAAAUCAACCUCUCGGCAACACAAGAAAUCACAGCGCAGCACUAUAGAUGGUUCAAAUGAUGCUAUUGAUCAGGAAGGCAAGAAUAUAAUGGCAAAUAAUCUUGAUGGAGAAAAAGGAAAGGACCAUUGGGGUGCCUUUCAGAGCCUUCUCAUGCAAGAAAGAGAGCCGAACUCUUUCGGAAUUGAACCUGAUCCUCCACAGAUUCAGAGAGAUGACAUUACAGCUAAGAGCUAUGAGGAGGGAAGGUCAUUGGAGUUUAACCUGGGAUCUGAGGGAAUAAGGAAGCAGCGAGCAUUAUCAGAUGAUUCAUUCAUCGCAACAAAGAGGGAGUCUGGUAAUGAAGGUGAAUCUCGUAUUGAAAACUUUGAAGCUGGUGCAAAUGCCCACCCAAUGAUAAAGAAAAGGGAUAGCACAUAUGAGGAGUUGUUAUUUUCUCAAAGAGCUGGAGAAUCGGGGAACUAUCCUAUCAUUGCUGAUUACUCCACUGAAUCUCCAAUACCCAAAAGUAAAAAAGAAGGGGAUUGGUUUAUUAGCAGCCAACUGGACAGGUCAGUAAACAUGGAUGAUCACAGAGACCAUAAAGCAUUCAGUUGUGAUUAUGAUUCAUCAUUAACUGGUGAGCAUUUCCAAACUGAGAAAAAUAAGAAAGAUGUAUUAGUGGAUGACUCAUUCAUGAUCCAAGCUCGACCUUUAGUAGAUGAUCAGUCUGAUUCACUAUUACGAACAGACAUAAGCAUUGCUCCAGAUGUAGUUGAAGCUACUCAAUAUGAGAAUGGUAGAACAGAGAUUUCGCUUGAUAAAUCUAAGGUAUUUGAUGUCCAUGAACCAGAUGACCUUUACAUGGUGCUUGGGCGGGAUUCAGUUGCUGAGCAUGCUCUAUCAUCCUGGACUCCAGAAAUGGAUUAUGAAACAAAUGCUGUUCAGGAUAAGCUUCCUUCUAACAGUAUGGACACCAAUGGCAAAAAAAGUGGAAAUCCUGGUAAAAAAGUUGCUGGUAAAGAAGCCAGGUCAAAAGUUCCUAAUGGAUCUCUUGGUAGGAGCAAAUCUGACAUCAUGUCAAGGACGAAGAAACCAACUUCAGCAAGCAGAACCACACUUCUGAAGAGCAAAUCUGAGAAGGAAGAAGAAAACAGGAAGAGAAUGGAGGAAUUAUCAAUUGAACGUCAGAAGAGAAUUGCAGAAAGGAGUUCUGGUGGCAGUGGUCCAGCGACAUCUAAGAGAAUCCCUGCAGGGAAAGUACCUACUGCUAUUUCUAUAAAGAAUGAGAAGCCUAAAACCCAAUCUCCAAGCCAAGAUACGAAGAAACCAGUCUUUAGGAGUUCCACUAUUGAUCGCCUUGCUACUGCUCGGGCAACCCCAAAGUUGUCAUCAACUGAAUCAAAAGCUGCCCAACCCAAAAAGGCAACCUUGAAGGCAAAUGUUUUAUCACAAAAGGCUGCUGGUGCUGGAAAUACUAGUCCAAACACGGUCAAAUCUGACAUCAACCGAAAGAAGGAUGGAACAAUAGCCACAGCAGAGAAGCCUGUGGAUUUAAUACCGACACAAGCAUCUCAAUCUGCAGAAGGAAUUAAUGAUUUCAGAGAUAUCAAGGAGUUGCAGAGUGUUUCUUCCGCAAAAAAUAAGGCAGGAAAUAUGAUUUCAGGAGAUAGCUUAGAUGAUAAAGGCUGCAAUGGUGAUUCUCUCCACAAAGACUCAUCUGCAGGUGACGAGGGAUUCUCUAAAGUAGCUCCAGUUGUUUGUGAAUACAUAGAAACACCUGGUGAUCAUGGUGAGUACACAUCUGAAACAACAAUACAUCAUGUGCCAGAGUCACCAAAUAAGGCUCUGAACCUAUGCGCUGUCAAUAUCAGAGAAAAUGGUGGAUUCAGUGAAAUUUUGGAGUUACCUGAGAAAUCUGAAAUAGAAAUAUCGACCCCACCACCUGAUGAAAUAAACCCAGAACCAAUCCACUCCAGGAAGAAAUGGAACAGUGAUGAGAACUCUCCUAAAGCUGCAAAAGGUUUUAGAAAGCUUCUUUUGUUUGGAAGGAAAGGCCGAGCCACUGCUGCAAACUGAUCCCACAGGACAAGUGGUUGGACUUGUGAACAAGUGUUGGAUGAUGCAGCAUAACUGUUGACUUAAACCACGUACCCUCCCCAGCCAACAGCUACCCACCUCCCAAAAACAACAGAAGCGAGACCAGGAAUUAGCUCUCAUACAUAAUAAGGCCUUUGGUGUUGCUGCCAUACGAGUAUAUUUUGUAAUUUAUCAGGUUUGAGAAUUGCUAGGUUGAGGGUGUAAAGAGUUAUUCUUUUAUUUGGUGUGUGUUUUGGGUCUGUAUAUCAUACAGGAAAUAGUUUUUCAAACUCUUGUAAUAUUCAUUCAAAUUUCUGCUUGUAUGUAAAACCCAGAACUCCUUGGUGCUGCUUGAGUAUUUGUUGCAAAGCCUUCAUUUUUAUUUUUUU